AUGAGCAACCCGCUGCUUAUAUUCCCCUCUCUUUCUCGCCCUCCCUGGCAGCCAUCACAACAACAACAGCAGCACCAGCCAACACACCCUCCACCGCCGAUGCUGCAGAGAUGUGCAGGAGGAGGUGGACGCGACCACCAGCAUCACUUGCAGCUGAACACAUUCCCCAACCAACCAACCCAUCGCCCGCUGCUGCUGCUGGCGGGAGCUGGCUGCCUGCAGCUGGGAACAGGUGGCGACAGCACAAGUUGCAAUUUCGGCAGCAGCAGAGCAAUGGCAGCAGCAGCAGUGUAG
Salpingoeca rosetta is the source of this 294-nucleotide messenger RNA. RefSeq lists its product as uncharacterized. The transcript is spliced from 3 exons. NCBI's taxonomy places the organism in Eukaryota, Choanoflagellata, Craspedida, Salpingoecidae. The record is from RefSeq and is a predicted model, not a curated record. The coding region runs from base 1 to 294 and encodes 97 amino acids.